AUGACUCCUGAUACAAUAUUCACUAUCGCCGGUAAAGGCUUGAAAUUAAACACCGCAGAAGAUGUACAAGAAUAUGUGAAUUCUAUAUUGGAACUUAAGAAUUUAGAGGAGGUAGUUUUAAGUGGAAAUACUUUUGGUGUUGAAGCCGCUCAGGCAAUAGCUAUGACCAUAAAAAAGAAAGAUUCUCUCAAGAUUGUCAACGCGUCAGACAUCUUUACGGGUAGGCUUAGAGAGGAGAUUCCUCACUCAGUGAAAGCUAUAUGUGACGCGCUUGAGGAUAAAGAAUGUCUUGUAGAAUUAAGUUUUAGCGAUAACGCGUUUGGUCCGGCAGGUGCUGAACCUAUGGUUGAUUUUCUUACUAAUAAUAAAUCAUUAAAGAUUCUCAAACUUAAUAACGUUGGUCUUGGACCUCGUG
Dentiscutata heterogama is the source of this 415-nucleotide messenger RNA. Lineage: Eukaryota; Fungi; Glomeromycota; Glomeromycetes; Diversisporales; Gigasporaceae. The record is from the annotation of a GenBank genome assembly.